Schistosoma mattheei is the source of this 384-nucleotide messenger RNA. Lineage: Eukaryota; Metazoa; Platyhelminthes; Trematoda; Strigeidida; Schistosomatidae. The record is from the annotation of a GenBank genome assembly.
AUGAAUACAAAUGAAAUAAAUUGGCAAAUAUAUUUAAACUAUAUAAAUAAUAAAAAGAAAACAAUAUUGUUUCAUCCGAAAAAAACAUUCUCAUUUAUACAAUUAUCAUUAUUAAGGUGGAACAGUAAUAAUUAUAAUAAUAAUCCAUUCUUAAUUGGUUAUAAAUUAUUAAAAUCUAUUCAUCAUCAAUUGUCAUUAUUUCAUUUCAAUAUUUCAAAUAUAAAUCAAUUACAUUAUCAAUUAAUACAUCAAUUGAUAUUGAUUAUAUUUACUGGUUUUGGAAUUGUGAUACAUCCAUUCUUUUAUAGUCUUGUAGUAAGUGAUCAUCUAUGCAUAGAUAUGUAUGUUUUAAUUUAUUUUUGUGUAUUACAUUUCUAUAGAUAA